Molecule: messenger RNA, 972 nt
Organism: Xenopus tropicalis (tropical clawed frog)
Lineage: Eukaryota; Metazoa; Chordata; Amphibia; Anura; Pipidae
Gene: or64i4
Product: olfactory receptor family 64 subfamily I member 4
Exons: 1
Coding region: 1-972 (323 amino acids)
Biological process (GO): signal transduction; G protein-coupled receptor signaling pathway
Cellular component (GO): membrane; plasma membrane
Molecular function (GO): G protein-coupled receptor activity; olfactory receptor activity
Source: RefSeq, a predicted model, not a curated record
AUGAUCAAUGUGACGGCCGCGCACCCCGAGUUCCUGACCCUUGGAUUUGGGGAACUGACAUCAAUAAAAUAUCUAUACAGUUUAUUGGUGUUUUUAGGCUUUGCCCUGACCCUGCUGUUGAACAGUCUGGUGGUGGCGGCUGUGGCGUUGCACCGGAGCCUACAGGAACCCGUCUAUAUGUUCAUCUGCGCAUUGUCUAUCAAUGGAAUCUAUGGGAGUGUUGUUUUCUACCCGGGUAUUUUUGUAACGUUGCUCUACCAAGUCCAAAAAAUCUCCUAUGGCAGUUGCUUGGCCCAAGUCUUUUUCAUUCACACCUACGGAAGCUUUGAGUUGGCGACGCUGGCGGGCAUGGCCAUUGACCGCUACAUCUGCAUCUGCAACCCUCUGAGAUACACUAGCCUCAUGUCCCACUCGACGGUUCUCAAAAUAAUUGCGGUAGGUUGGGUGAACUCCAUUGUAGCCAUUGGCACAAACCUCGUCUUGACUUACAGACUUCCCCUGUGUGACUCGGUCAUACUCAAGAUCUACUGUGACAACUGGUCAGUAGUCAGACUCUCCUGCGUUGAUACCACCAUCAACAAUAUUUUUGGAAAUCUUGUUUCCACCAGUGUCAUUUAUGUCCCUAUAUUAAUCAUAGUUUUCUCCUACGUUGAGAUUCUAAGAGUGUGCGUCCGGUCUUCCAAAGAGGUCAUCUCCAAAGCUUUGCAGACCUGUAGCCCUCAACUCAUCAUUUCAUUCAACUUUGUGACUGGGGCUCUCUUUGAUAUAUUUCUCUACAGGUACAUGCCCACCAGCGUCCCCUAUCAGAUACGGCUCUUCAUGUCACUGGAGUUCCUUGUGAUAUCCCCCAUUCUUAAUUCUUUUAUAUAUGGGUUGAAAAUGAAGGAAAUGAGAUCAAGGAUAUUAAAGCUUCUUCAUCUGGAGACCAGUAAAGUUCAUGAAAAGCACAGAAGGAGUUUGUGGUACGGGUAA